Cyclocybe aegerita is the source of this 411-nucleotide messenger RNA. NCBI's taxonomy places the organism in Eukaryota, Fungi, Basidiomycota, Agaricomycetes, Agaricales, Hemipholiotaceae. The record is from the annotation of a GenBank genome assembly.
AUGCGCUCAUUUCCAUUCGACUUCACAUAUCUAUGCUCCUCAUCAACUCCGGACACCUAUCGGCCAGGAGGCAGCUCCCAAUCGUUUACAAAGGUGCGAUCUGUGUCAUCUCUUUUCCAUGCGGCUAAGGUCACAAACAUCAACAAACAGCUUCACCCUCCCCUCCCCUUCAACAGGGAUGUGGGUGUCCCCCUCCGUGCGACUACCCACCCGCCGAUGCUCGCCAUUACCUCCCUUCAUCUCUCUCUGCCCCGCUCUCCACGCUUGCCAUUCUCGGAGCCUCGGCAUCUCAGGUGCUGUGUAACGUUCGGAUGGAGGUGGUGGUUGGCGUCUGUCCACCUCUCAGUCUCUCAACAUCUCCCCUUCCCUGACCUACGGCUUGGCAACGACGACACAACGGGAGGGGCAUGA